This is a messenger RNA of Salmo salar (Atlantic salmon), 3497 nucleotides long. Its product is annotated as ankyrin repeat domain-containing protein SOWAHC. NCBI's taxonomy places the organism in Eukaryota, Metazoa, Chordata, Actinopteri, Salmoniformes, Salmonidae. Gene Ontology annotation, molecular function: protein binding. The record is from RefSeq and is a predicted model, not a curated record.
UGAUUCAUUUGCUCCCAUUGGAAACGACAGGCUCUGGUCUAUCUUGGGUUAGUUAUACGUUCCUCCAUUCAUUGCCAAACAUGAUUCCUAUCUCCUCCUUUCUCUAAUAUCUCUGGGGUGGAUCGCUGUGACCAUAUAAAUAAAACGGAUAGACAGGUCUGCUUGCAAAAGAGGGUCCUUCCCGACUCAACUCUGGGGGGAGGGGUGACGGUUCUAUUAAUUUAUAUUCUGUAUCAAAGAAGCACAACAAGGUCUGUGAGGAUGAUGUGAUGGGACAACACCAACCAGGGCAGGUGAAACCCGUAAUUAUACUGGCUGUUUCAACUCUAGGUAAUUUAUAAACAUAAAAAAGGGAAGAUCAUUUUUGGGGUAUAUUAGUGGUUUACCGAAGGCUACUUGUAUGUAUUUGUUUUUACCAGCUAAUCUAAUGUAAUGGCGACCGAGUGCACCCAAGAAGCGGUCGUACAAUUUCUGACCGAGCGAGGAGGGAGAGUGAAAAAACAGGAAUUCAUUGACUCUUUCAAAGCUGUUUUCCCCGAAGACCAUGACCAGAAAGCAAUUGUUCGGGAGAAAUUCAAGGGAUACGUGGACAACGUCGCAUUUGUAAAGUUUGAGAAUGGAGUGAAAUGUGUAUGUUUAAAAAAUAAGUAUCGAGUGGCAAAAGACAGCGCGUGCAAUGGCAACGGGACAGGCACCUUUUUGGAACAAGAUAGCAGCACCCCUGUCCUAUCAAAAUCAUAUAAGAACAUGAUAGAAGAUUGUGCACCACAGCUGCAUCUGUCAGCAUCUUCUGCUGGGCGUGUGCGCUCUUGGGAAACCACUGCAAACGAGGAGGCACAAGAAAUGUCACUUGGCUCGGGUUACGGAACUGACAAUGCCGCAGGAGUAAGACCGCCUGACAUUUCAGGAAUUAUAUUGGAAGGUAACAUUUUAGAAAGAGCUGCGUCAACAAGGUCUGUAGUUCAGAAUAAUAGUUUAUCAGACAUUAUGGGAAAUGCGUUAGGCCUUGGUGGCAAUGGAGAGCAGAAAUUGACCAAGGAGGACAUUCAGACAUUGCAACCGCACGACACACCGCAAAUUGCAGUGAUUGAGACGUCAUCUUUACCUACAGCCGCGGAUGGCUCUAUGUUCCACUUACCUGGACGUCCAUUCCCAACUAAUACACAGGACAGCCUGCUUUCCAGUCACCCUUCAUCAGAGGAUGGGGCAGACGAAGGCCAUAAUUAUGAUUCGCUACUGAGCAAAUCUGGGAGUGACAGCAACACACCUAAAAGUAGCCAUAAUAACUUUAUUGAGCUCAUGAUGAACAGCUCCCUCCAGGUGCGAAGCAGCAUGGUGUUGAGGAACUCCGUCUACCUGUCUACAAAGUACAGGGACUGUGCCCGGAGCGACAGUGACUCUGCCUCUGUGGUUUCCUCUACUACAGACGAAGACCGAGCUUCAGUCACCCUGGACCCAUUGGAACACGAAUGGAUGAUGUGUGCAGCCGACGGCCAAUGGGAGAGUCUCCACCGCCUCCUUUCCUGUGAACCGAACCUUGCCAUGAAGAAGGACUUUGUGACUGGGUUCACCUGCCUGCACUGGGCUGCCAAGCAAGGCAAACAAGAACUGCUGGCACUUAUCGUGAACUUUGCCAAACAACACACAGUGCCCAUCAACAUCAAUGCCCGGUCAAGUGCCGGCUACACACCACUACAUCUAGCGGCAAUGCACAACCAUGUUGAAGUGGUGAAGUUACUGGUAGGAGCCUAUGACGCAGACAUAGAGGCCAGAGAUUACAAUGGGAAAAGGGCGUGUCAGUAUCUUACGAACAGUGUGGCCGUUGAUAUCCGUGACAUCAUCGGGGCGGGUGGUGGCGCCGACUCGGACUCAGAGGACACAGACGAUGGGGGGCAUUGGAGGUUGUCUAAAGUUCUCCAGUCUAAUCUGAUGCCCCUCAAACUGCACAAUCACAGUGAGGAGGACACAGGUGAUGGAGCAGGGCAGGCCAGACAGAAACCCUUGCGAAGGAAAUCAUCCCUUAGCAAGAUUAGGCCAAAACUUCAGAAGAUCUGCUUCAGAUCUUCGCAGAUAGUUCACAGCACUUCGUUCCCAGCGCACUGUGAGACAGAGGAGCUUAACGGGUCCAGGAAAAGCUCAUUUAAAUCCAGACCCAUGUCAAAUCUGUUUGGUUGAAGAAUAGCCUCUAAGUACACUCGACAAAGAGCAAAUGAACUAUUACAGUGCAGGAUGACAGACACAAUGCGGUAUAGUCUGAUGCUACAAGUGUUUUGUUUUUUUGUGGCAUAGGCCAUGUCUGGUGUUACACAUACUUAAGGGUUUUUACCCCAGGCAUUAUAUGAAUAUACUGAACUAACAGAAUACGGUAUUACAUGAUCUAUUGAGUAACUGGCCAGAUUGCCAGCCCUGGUUAGGCUAAAUAUUUCUGUCUUAAUCCUCUUAUCAUGCCGAAGUAGCCAAGGAGGUUUUACAGUUCGUCUGCUUUAACCCUUAACGUACAUGUAAAGCUGCCUGCAACCCACUGGGCAAAGAUGUCAGUUCGACGUCUAGUUUUGAUUUACAUUUCGUUGAGUUUUUAACUAACGUGAAUUCAAUGAGAAAUCAACAUAAAAUGACACCAUGUCAUUGGAUUUGGGUUAAAAUUUGGGUGAUUUUAAAAAUAUGAAAUUAUCUUCCAUUGAUUACUUUUUUUUUCAUAUCCAUAUCCAAUCAGUUUUCCACGUUGAUUUGACGUCUUCAUAUUACAUUUAUUUGGUUAAAAUGGCAUGGAAACAAGGUUGACUCAACCUGUUUUUGCCUAAUGGGAAGUUUAAACUUCAAGUUAUUUGACCACAUGGUAGAAACAAUGUAAUUGAUUUCACAAUGCUUGGGAGCAAUUCUAUCUUAUUACUGUUAGUGAUGCUAUGAAUUUAUUAUCCCUUUAUGUUUAAGUUGCUUUAAGCACUUUGAUUUUAAACCGUUAUUGAUCCAGCUUUCCUGCGGUGGAUGCCAUUCAGUCCACCUGAAAGACUUGAGGUGGGAAUUUACUUCCUCUUUGUGUUCAAGUGGAGGAUUGGAGGCCAAUGAAAAGGCCUCUGGUCCUUUAAGUCUGUAAUCGGGAUCAGUAGAGGAGCUUUAUGUGUCACAAGGUACGCUGUUGUUGAGUGUUGAUGAGUGUAUGGUAGGCCUGCUGUGUGUAGUGCUAUGAUGAAAGAUCAGGUUUCAUAACUAUUCACAGUCCACCUUGAAUUAUACUAUGUAGUUAUACUCACUUUAUGACCUUCUGAUCAUAGCUCCUUAUUUUGAGUUGUCUAAGGUUGCAGUUGUCUGGUAUCAAGUUGUAGGCUACCCUCUGAUCUGUUAUGCACCAGUGGUUUUAUAUCAACAAGCUAUCAGCUUGCUGACCCAGGAGAGCCUCUACACGCAAUACCCCAUAAUGAGAAUGUGAAAACAUGUUUUUAGAAAUGUUUGCAAAUAUAUUGAAAUUUAAAUGCAUAAAUAUCUCAAUGACAAAAGUA